Medicago truncatula (barrel medic) is the source of this 1808-nucleotide messenger RNA. RefSeq lists its product as uncharacterized. The coding region runs from base 190 to 783 and encodes 197 amino acids. The record is from RefSeq and is a predicted model, not a curated record. Lineage: Eukaryota; Viridiplantae; Streptophyta; Magnoliopsida; Fabales; Fabaceae. The transcript has 2 exons.
AACAAUAUAUAAUACCCACCAACCAAACAUUUCUUGCAUCUUACAACCAAAACCAAAUUUUCAUAUAAAAAAGAGGUGUCCUAUUUUUUAUAUGUGGUGUUUUCCUUGCUAGCUUGAAGUUACACACAAAAAUAUCCUCAUCUGUAACUCCAAACUCUUGAAGAAUUUCUUUUUCUUGAGUUACACAUCAUGAGGAGCUUUUCAAAGAGUAAAUUCUCUCAAUGUUUUCGCCCUGUUGUUGAUCUAGAUGACCUACUUGAAUCUAAAGUUGUUGCUCAUCACCACUCAAAGAACAAACAUACAGUUUUAAAAGUGAUCAAAGCUAUGGUGUUGGAAACUAUAUUGAAUAGAAGAGCUCGUCAUAAAACUUGUUACGGCUUUGAUUGUUUUGGUGUGUCAAAGCAUAAUUAUUCGACGUAUAAGAAAGUAACCAACGCCACUCAAUCGUCUUUGACAAGUUUAUCUUCAGAUAAUUCAACGGUAUCACAAUCAAAGAACAUGUCCACCAAAGGAAAACAUGAGAAAGAAACUAAACAAGAAAGCGCAAUAUUAGAGAAACAAAAGAAGUUUGAGUUUCGUGCAAUUUGUUUGGUUCUAAUAAGCUUAGUAUUUACUGUGUUUUUCGGGAAACUAUUUGGAAUUUUUCUGACUUCAAUAUGGAUCUUCCUUUUCUCUCUUUGCAACUCAAACUAUAGGUGCCGAAAGAUGUUGCCAUAUGGUGCAAGAUACAGUGUAGUGCAUAGUCCAAAGUAUAUGGAUGUGAAUGGUCAUUAUAGAAAGUGAAGUACCAUAAUGAUCAUUUGACACAGAUCACAAUGAAGGAACAAGUCAUCUUAGAGUAUGUUAUAAGGUUGGGAGAAACAAUUUCACAAUUAUCCCCUUUGCCUUUCCUUCGAAUUGGAUUUCAUGCAGUUACAACAAGUAACAGGAUACUGUCACAAAUCUAAGAGGUCAAAUCUUAAAUUGGCGGAUGAGAUUGUUUUACUGCAGAAAAAUGAGCUUGAAAUGUAAUUAAUCAUCCAAUCUCAAAUCAACGGUCUUGAUCCGGUUCACAGAAAAACCGUGUGGAAAUGCUACAGCAGCAAACAGGGAGAAUUUAUAUGAUGGAGUUUGUAAAUUGCUUUCUGACACAAGAUUUAUUAUCUAACAAAUGCUUGUAGAAAAAGUUGUUGUAUAGAAAAUUUACUUCACAAAGAAUUUUCAUUACAAGGGUAUUAAUACCUGUGUCUAAAAAAUGAUUUUUGAGCCAAAAAAGUCUUUAGCGAUCAAUGCUUUAAUAUAUUAUGGGUUUUAGUGCUUUUUUCAAAGGGAUGAUCACACAUUUGAAGUAAAGUGAAGCGAGUAAAUAAGAAUGGGAGCUUAGUGAUUUUUUCUAUUUUUCAAAAAAGAAAGGGCUUCUCCCAAUAAAAAGAGGGCACUUCUGUCAAAAAAAUAUAAAAAGAAAGGGAAAUUCUUCGGUCCCGAUUCACCUUUUCAGUAGGACGAUUUGAUCAAAUAAAAAACUGCCACGUGGUUUUGUUGUUGUAGAAAUAAGUUAUGUUUAGGGCUCCUUCGUCGUUCAUAAAGAUACUUUAUCGUUUUUCUUUCUCCGUUAAUGAACGAAUUUGUUAUUUUUUCAGUUUUGUACAUCAUACUCAUUUAUGAUAGAAGAUUGGAUGCAUAGAAAGUAAGAUUUAAUGUCCAUGGUUUCUUAGCAUAUGUCACUACAAGAAAUAAGGAGAUUUCCUAGGAUUAUUAUCAUCGGUAAACAGACAAAAUUCCUAGGAAGCAUCGACUUUCGAGGUAACUAUUUAUGGCAAAUUGUGUCU